Seminavis robusta is the source of this 1536-nucleotide messenger RNA. The record is from the annotation of a GenBank genome assembly. NCBI's taxonomy places the organism in Eukaryota, Bacillariophyta, Bacillariophyceae, Naviculales, Naviculaceae.
GAACUUCAACAAAAUGAUGACACUGGCAGCCGUCUUUUGCCUCCUCCAACAAUCCAUGGCGCUCAUUUCUCAUUUUCCUUUUCCUUCCAACACAGCAAGCAAAUCCUUGGGCUGCUGCUGAAACCUUCAUAUCUUUAGAAAUCCAAGAACCAACCAUGCGCUUUGGAAUCUUACAGUCCUUGUUGGCGGUGUCGCUGGCUCCAUGGGUGCCUUGUCAAGGGGAAAAAGUUAUCAUCAGCCAUCAGACCGAGCUGAGUUCUCUUACCCACAAACUUGCCCUUGAUAAGGGGUAUUACUCUGCUUUGGGCCUGGAUGUGGAGUUGGUGUGGUACCCAUCUGGAGCUCCCCAAGUGAAAGCAGCCGUGGAGGACAAAUCGUGGGACAUGGGAGUUGCUGGUGUCGUUCCAAAUAUUAUUGGAGGGUCUCAAGGAAUCUUGGGUGUUGGUAUUGCCAUGGACCAAAGUGCCACCAACCAGUUGAUGGGUAAUGCAGAAGGUGUAGCCACAUGGCCUCCUGAUUCCAUCGAGGGCAUUCCCAUUGUCCUUUCCCCGAACUCAACAGGAGAUUUUGUCGUCCAGGCCUGUUUGAAGAGUCAAGGAUAUGACAUUCAAGAUGUAGAAUUCAUUUAUGCACAACAAGCUGAGGUAAUUGGAAAUAUGACACCUGGACCAGAUGGAACCGCAAAGGCUACAUUGGGUGGUCUUUGGGCUCCCAAUACUUACAAACUUUUAGAUAGUGUCAAUGGGUCAGAAACAAUUUGCUCGGGAGCAUCUGUCUAUGCCACUGUUACUGGUGGACACAUGGUCAGGCAAGAGUUUGCAGAAGAAAAGCCAAUGACUGUUGCCAAGGUUCUAUCUGGGUGGCUACGAGCUGUUGAAUUCAUCAAUGAUGAUUCCAACAAGGAAGAGGUUGUCAAUGCCAUGGCUGAUUUCUUUGCUGAAGCUGAUGUUAUCCUUCCUCGUUCUGCUUUGGAAUUGGAUCUUCGCCUUGUGGGAUUGUUUGGACUGGCAAGACAGCUGGAGUUGAUGUUGCGCCAAGGAGACCCACCCAAUUCCCAAUAUGACAUUUGGACCAGUGAAGUUGGAAACUUCAUGCUGGAAAAUGGAGUGGUUACUUCCUUGGAGCCCCCAGCAACUUACAUUGAUGACAAGUACAUGAAGAUGGUCAAUGAUGAUCCUCAGUUAAAGGACUGGGCUGAAGGAAAGUCAGUUCCUGCCCUAGAAUCAAGUCAGUCAGCAUCAACUUCUGAUUCAUCAUCAACUCCAGAUUCGCCAUCACCCGCUCCUCAGUCUUCUGCAGUGGCCUUUCAAAGCCAAAUCUUCCUUGCCAUGUUGGCAAGCUCCUUGUUUUUUGUGGCAGAGAUCCUGGUGUGAGGAUGAUUCACUGCGGUUGGUGUUUUGCUCUAGUGUGCAACUGUUAAGACAUACAUUUGUUUGGCUCUUGUGUUUGUGCUAUUGAGUUGUAAGUCAAGGAAUAACUGUGAAUUACUCAAAAAAUCCUGUGAUGUAUUUUGUAAACUAUGAAAGUCUUGCUGUA